Messenger RNA from Cotesia congregata, 1236 nucleotides. Lineage: Eukaryota; Metazoa; Arthropoda; Insecta; Hymenoptera; Braconidae. The record is from the annotation of a GenBank genome assembly.
AUGGCUCUCAAUCAGGGAGAAACUAUAUUGUCAAAUAAAAGUGAAAAUUGUCAUAAGCAUAAAGCUGUUAAAUACACAUACUUCUUUUUAAAUUUAUUAGGAAUUGGACCGUUAACAACUGAAUCAUUGACAAUCACAAAAAUAGUGUCCUUUAUAUGGUCAGUUACUAUUGUAGCCAUUGGUGUAUGGGAAAUGUCCUUCAGAUUCAUCUAUAUAUACUUUGACGUAACCGAUGUAGAUGACCAAAUGGAUUUACUCGCUCCAGUCGUGUUGCUUGCUGUAAUUAUACUAAAAUAUACGUCCAUAAUAUAUCGUCAUGACACCAUAAAAAAGUUCACUAAACAUAUAAUUGAUGAUUGGAGUAUGAUUGGAAAUCAGGAAGAAGAAGAUAUCAUGAAAAAAAACUUGAACAUGAGUAACAACAUAACUUUCGUAUUUGCAGUAAUGAUGUAUCUAUGUUGUGUGUUAUAUAAUUGCCUUAUGCCUCAUGUGAUACCUCUUCUAUUUAAUAGUAGUGAUCAAAAUUCUUCUGAACGAAUAGUUAUUUUUCCUGGCUACAAUAGUGUGUUUGACGUCGAUUCAUUUCCGAUUUAUCAAAUUACUUAUGUUUUCCAUCAAUUAACUGCGUUAUCCGGCUAUACAAUUCUUAUCACCUCUUGUAAUUUAAUAGUAGUUUUGGUUACUCAUGCUUGCAGCCAACUUCAAAUAAUUACGAAUCAAAUCGAUUCAUUGUUAAAUAAUUUUUCCAAAAAAGAAAAGUUCUCUUACACAAAAUUGUCAUUUACAAUCAGUCGUCAUGUUAGGGUGCUUGAAUUUUCGAAUAAACUUUUGAAAAAAAUGAUAUUUGAAUUGUGUCUAAUUGAAGUUGGUGCUUCUUCUAUUCUUCUUUGUAUAGAUGAAUUUUGCGUUUUACGGUUGCUAGAAAAAAAAGAAUUCGCAAAUAUGACGUCUUAUAUCAUGAUAUUUUUUUCUUUGAGUUUUAACAUACUUAUAAUAUGCUAUUUUAGCGAACUUCUCGAGGCUCAGUUUAUGAACGUAGGGGAAAAACUUAAUUCGGUUGAGUGGUAUAAAACUCCAGUAAAUACAAGACAGUAUUUUAAUUUGAUUAUAAUUAUGUCUCAACAACCUCAAAAAAUUAGCGCAGGUGGAAUCGUUGAUCUGUCUUUUGUGACUUAUCUUCAAAUAUUGAAAUCUGGAUUUGCUUACCUACAACUUUUAAGAGCAUCAAAUAUCUAA